This is a messenger RNA of Cyprinus carpio (common carp), 1607 nucleotides long. RefSeq names its product hsp70-binding protein 1-like. The record is from RefSeq and is a predicted model, not a curated record. Lineage: Eukaryota; Metazoa; Chordata; Actinopteri; Cypriniformes; Cyprinidae. The coding region runs from base 204 to 875 and encodes 223 amino acids. The transcript is spliced from 4 exons.
AAGCAUUUAUAGACUUACAGAAAAAAAGAUGUGUGAUGCAUCCUUUUCUCCUUAGAUGGCAGAGGAAACAGGCAUCACCCUCGUAAUUUGAAAGAUGUGCUUCAGAUGGCUGUGGAGGCCGGUUCUGCUUCUGAAGAUCCUGCUCCACGAGAACCCAUGACGCAAGAGCUUGGAAAAACUCACAACACUCCUUCUAAACAAGGAUGGAGUUUCUGAGAGGAGCUCUUGCGGAAGUGUGUAAAGGACAGAUGGAUGAGGUCGAGCAGAUGAAACGCUGUUUGGAAGUGCUGUGUAGAGAUGAAUGCAAGGAGAGAGGGAGCAAGGAGGAGGGAGAGGAGGCGCUGGAAAUGCUUUCUGAGCUCUGUGAGAACUUGGACAAUGCAAGAGAUCUGAUGAAGCUGGGCGGUCUGGAUUUGUGUAUGUCGCGGUGUCUCUGUCACUCCGAGGCUGGGAUUCGAUGGAGGGCGGCUCAGCUAAUUGCCAGCUGUGCCCAGAACAUGCCAGAGGUGCAGUUCUACCUGCUCAACCAGGGGGCGCUGCUGACGCUCCUGCAACUCACAGAUCAUGACGCAAACAGCACUGUUAGAGUUAAAGCACUCUACGCAGUGUCCUGUUUAGUCCGGGAACAGGAAGCAGGUCUGCGGGACUUCCUGUCACAUGAUGGCUUUUCUGUGCUGAUGAGGGGGAUGCAGUCAGACAAUGAGAAACUGAGAACUAAAUCAGCCUUCCUUCUGUUAAACCUUCUGACCAGUCAUCCAGAACACAAAGGUAGUGCUGAUUCUGGUCUGUUAGACCAUCUAGAGUCGAGUUUGUAUGAGUUACAGUUUCCAUCACCCUGUUUUUAUGCACAUUUUGACGUAUUGUGUCAGAAAUGAGUGAUGGAAAUGUUGAAAAAAAAAAAAAAAUCCCUUAAUUCACAAUAAAAGUUUUUACACUCACUUGAGGUGGUUUUUGAGUUGUGCGGUAAAAGAGUCAAUGUGAAAACUCUAGGGCUGGUCCGAAUACCAUUUUUUUUUUUGAGGUUUAAAGCUUCGGUAGUAAUCAACACCGAAUAUUUGAAGCUUCAGAGGGUGGGGGCUGAACAUAUUCUUCUCUCUAACACCAGCGGACGCAAGAUGCUUUCGCGAUGAAAUACAAUAGAACAUAUACUGUCUAUACUGGAUGCGGCGUGGCUGACAAAUUUCAGACAGUAAACUGCUGCUUUGUUCUAUUUAUGACGUACUGACACAAAUUUAAAAUGAUUUUCAAUGGUCGCUUUGUCGUGUCCCUAGACAGACUUUAACGGCCCAUUCACACAGGGAGCUGCGUCAACGCCUCUCGUUUACUUUGAAUGGAGUGACGUCAAGCGUUGGUGAAAUGAAUUGUGGGUCCGUCGCGUCACGUUUGGUCCGUUGCUCAUGGCAGAAGUUGAAAACUUUUCAAGCGCCAUUGCAGGCAUCCUCCAAUCAGAUCGCCUCAUGCAAAUACCCUAGCGCAGACGCUAGCCAAUCGUGUUCAUGCAACUCUGGAAAACUAAUGUGAUUGGCUGUUGUCACUAUGAUGGUCGCAUUAGCACCAAGCUUCAGAAACGCCCUCCAUCAAGAGUUAACGCUGGCGCCCCAUUUGAA